Messenger RNA from Ceratitis capitata (Mediterranean fruit fly), 951 nucleotides. RefSeq names its product exosome complex component RRP41 (gene Ski6). Gene Ontology annotation, biological process: nuclear mRNA surveillance; rRNA catabolic process; poly(A)-dependent snoRNA 3'-end processing. NCBI's taxonomy places the organism in Eukaryota, Metazoa, Arthropoda, Insecta, Diptera, Tephritidae. The transcript has a single exon. Gene Ontology annotation, cellular component: nuclear exosome (RNase complex); cytoplasmic exosome (RNase complex); nucleolus. Bases 154 to 903 code for a protein of 249 amino acids. The record is from RefSeq and is a predicted model, not a curated record.
UCUAAAAAUCUUUUGAUGCAACUCUGCAUAAGUGCCAAAUUCUUGAUCAAAACAAAAUAAAUGAUAUUUCAUUUUUAAAUCGCGUGUAGUCUUUAUACUACAGUUUAAUUUACUUUUCUUUGAAAUAUAACCAAAUAAUAAUUUUGUAAUAAAAUGUCCAACUUUGAACUGCUUAGCGAGCAAGGAUUACGUUUAGAUGGCCGUAGGCCACAUGAACUUCGUUGUAUUAAAUGUAAACUUGGUGUAUUUGAGCAACCUGAUGGCAGCGCAUAUUUAGAGCAGGGCAAUACAAAAGUACUUGCUGCUGUAUAUGGGCCACAUCAAGCACAAAGCAAUAAACUAGAUCUUAAUGAAGUAGUUAUUAAUUGUCAAUAUAGUAUGGCGACAUUUUCAACUGCGGAACGUAAGAAUAGACCACGCGGUGACCGAAAAUCACAAGAAAUCACUCUAUACCUAAGACAGGCUUUACGUGCGGCCAUUAAAACGGAACUUUAUCCACGUUCACAGAUUGAUGUAUAUGUAGAAGUGUUACAAGCAGAUGGUGCUAAUUAUGCAGUUGCUCUUAAUGCCGCCACAUUAGCACUAGUGGAUGCCGGUAUAUGUCUUAAAGAAUAUGUUGUGGCAUGUACUGCUUCGUUAAGUAAAAAUAAUAUUCCCCUCACCGAUGUAUCACAUGUUGAAGAAAUGUCUGGUGGACCAACAUUAACAGUGGCAUCUUUACCAACAUCAAAUAAAAUUGCAUUCAUGGAAAUGUCACAGCGUUUCCAUCUCGAUAACUUACCGGCUGUUAUGGAGCAGGCGUUAAAUGGCUGCCGUGAAAUACAGGCUAUUAUGGAGAAAGAAGUGCGUAAACAUCUCAUGCAGAUGGGUUCAGCUGGAGACUGGAGUAAUAUUGCUAAAUAAUUUUUAAGUAAUUUGAGCAUAAUAAAACACUAUUAUUAUACGCUUAGA